Messenger RNA from Pseudo-nitzschia multistriata, 2500 nucleotides. NCBI's taxonomy places the organism in Eukaryota, Bacillariophyta, Bacillariophyceae, Bacillariales, Bacillariaceae. The record is from the annotation of a GenBank genome assembly.
CUACCCCCCAACCUUUCGAUAUUCAUACAACUAACUGUAGUCCGACCAUCACAGUGGCAAGGGUACUUGUAACAUUUCGAGACGAAGCAACUGAAAAGAGGAACGUGGGCGAGGUGUUCAUACAUCUCCUCAUCGAAAAACAAAGAGACAACAAUGGUCGUGGUAGUAGCGAGAUCUCUGACCGUUACUGCCAUAUUAGGUUUCGUGACAUCAUGUAAUGCUCAGCCUAUGAGAAGAAGACCUCUUUCUACUGUGCUAGAAGUUGAAGACCUCGAAUCUUAUCCGAGUCAUCUGGAACAGGCAGAGGUGGACUUUGACGUAAGGAAUAGCGGUAGCAGUAGAAGUAGCAGAAAAGAACAGGAUCGGAGGGGUCUCGGUAGGACUUGGGGGCACGGCAAGGAAGAGAAACACAGCAAGCUAGGGAAGACGAAUCGUUCAAAGGGAGAUAAGAAAUCAGGGAAACGAAUGAAAUUCGACAAAGUACUUGGAGGUCGCAAAUCGAAGUCUGGAAAGAGUAGAGACGCUUUGUGGGACGAUGUGAUUGGCAUGUCCAUGUCAAUGCCAUCAUCGCCGGUUGAUAAUCCUGCGAACCCCCCCUCGGCAAUGACUCCGUCGAGGGAAACACAGAAGCCAACACAGAGACCGACACCAAAGCCGACGAAUGCACCUGUACCUCGUACCCCUUCACCAACACGAACACCUGGAUGCGAAUCUUUACCAAAAGAAGAAGUACUGAAGGAAACUCUCGAAAAAGUGACGCAAACAUCCAUUUUGGAGGACUCCUCAACACCUCAAGGAAAUGCUUUUCUCUGGAUGCUCAAUCGAGACCCGGCGCAGGUAGAUCCAUGUACGUACGGCACUGUAGAACAACGUUACGCCCUGGCAACCUUUUUUUAUUCCACCAAUGGAAGCGGCUGGGACAACUCUGAUGGUUGGCUUGUGGAAUCCAACGAAUGUGCAUGGAGCGGAAUCAAAUGCGAUGGAGAUAACCGUGUUAUCGAACUUGGGGCUGAUGAUGCACUUGGUAAGUACUAUUUCUAUUGAAAUGAAUGGAUUGAUGAUGCUUUAGUUGUUUGACAUUUUGAUUUCUUCCGCUCUAGGGAUUGAACAUGCUAAAAAAUAAAUAUGAUCCUUUCUAUUGACUUUGUCUUUCUUCAGUUGCAAACGAUUUGUCAGGUGUCUUACCCGAUGAGAUCAAGGCGUUGAAGAGAUUAGAAAUGAUACAGGUCGGUGCGAACGCAAUCGGAGGGUCAAUCCCGGAUGUUUUAACCGACCUUCCCAACUUGCGUCAUUUUGACGUCGAAAUCAACUCUCUUUCUGGACCGGCAUUCGUAAACUUGGAAGGUCUGGAUCAACUCGAGAGUUAUCGCAUUUCGGCAAAUCGAUUCUCUGGAAGAAUCGAUCCAGCUAUAGGCGACAUCACGUCUUUAAAAGAAUUAUGGAUGGCAGACAAUCAGCUUACUGGGCCAAUUCCAGAAACAUUCGGAAACCUCGUCAACAUCGAAACCCUUUAUAUGUAUCGUAACAAUCUGGUCGGAAGCCUUCCAGAUAAUCUGGGACAGAUGGGAAACCUUAAGGAACUGCAGAUAUUCAACAAUUUCUUGUCAGGAACUAUACCUGAAGGUUUGUAUAGCAACACCGAAUUGGGUCUGAUGAGAUUGGAUGGCAAUAAAUUUACUGGAACUGUCUCCGAGUCGAUUGGCAACCUAAUCAAACUUGGAGAUUUGAGAAUCAACGAGAACUUAUUCACAGGAACAUUACCUGGCUCGUUUUUCAAUUUGUCCCGUCUAGGUACGUGCCUUGAUUACAUCGGAAAAUGAGAAAAUUUCCUCUACAAAUCUUUGUCCUCUUCCCGCCGAAGACCAAACUCACAUUUUAAUGGAUCCAUUCUUCCAAUUACAAAUUAAGUUGUUCUGCGACUGAAUAACAAUAAUUUUGUUGGAACCCUUAGAGAUGGUUUCGAUUCUUGGCAGAGUCUUGAUUUCGCCGACUUCCGAAACAAUGGAUUCGAGGGAACACUUCCAGGAACAAUAUUUGAUAUCCCAACGAUUCGGAUUUUAUAUUUUUCCAACAACAAUUUGGGUGGAACUCUUCCCGCUACAUAUAGCAACUCGCCAGUCCUCCGUGAUCUAUUUUUAAGCGGCAAUCAACUGUCGGGCACGAUUCCUGGCAUUCAGGCCGGUCAACUUUCGGUGCUUACCGAACUUUUGCUGGAGGAUAACCGAUUUACAGGCACCAUGGCAGAAUCUAUUUGCAACCUCCGAGCAUCGGGACAGGGAUUGCUAGAGGACUUGUGGGUUGAUUGCGGAAGAGACGCAGAUCCUAGAAUCGAAUGUGACGUACCGGGAUGUUGUACAGCUUGCUUUCCUUCUUUAUCUUCUUAGGGGUACGAGGUAAUAAAGGAUCCACAGAGAAACAAAAAUUACUCAUACGGCUCAGUAUGUCACUCUUUUUGAGCCAUUUACUCUUAUUCAUUCAUUCAUAAAAGCCUUUAAGAGCA